AUGACUGACUGGCAUAAUGAGACGGUGCCGAGCCACCAGGAACAGGAGCCAAGCACUGACGAGUCCCAAAGAUCAGACUGUGUUCUUGGCUACAUCCCCGUUGUCUACUACAGCAUUUUGCUGUGUGUGGGAUUUCCAGUGAACAUCUUAACACUGGUGGCUCUGUCUCGUUUGACCGCACGCACCCAGAAGGCCCUCUAUGUCUACCUGAUGGCACUGACCAGCUCAGACCUGCUCAGCCAACUCUUCAUCAUUUUUGUAGGGUUCCUGCUGGAGACAGCUGUGUUCCACCGUGAGGUACCCACCAUUCUGCUGCGAUCAGUCAGUGCGCUAGAGUUUGCCGCCAACCAUGCUUCUAUCUGGGCCACUGUGCCACUCACUGUGGAUCGCUACGUUGCACUGUGCCAUCCACUGCUCCAUCGGCAAAUCAGCUACCCGGCACGGGCUCGGCGCAUCGUCGGUGCAGUCCAGGCAUUGGCGCUGGCAUCUGGUAUGCCCUUUUUCUGGUGGUCAGACAUGUGGAGGGUGAGCCAGCCACCUGGUGCAGUUGAUUUUGCCCUAAUCUGGGCCCAUGUGACUAUCAUCUACUUCCUGCCAUGCAGCAUCUUCCUGGUGCUCAACUCACUCAUUGUUCUGCGUCUCAGAAGGCGCCAACACCGGUGUCAGGAUGAAAGCAGGCAGCAGCAGCUUUCACCAGCAGGUAGGCUGGGCAAAACCACAGCAAUGCUUCUGGCAAUCACGUCUGUGUUUGCAGUGCUGUGGGCACCCCGCACAGCCGUGGUGCUCUACCACCUUUAUGUGGCAUCGGUGCAUAAAGACUGGCGCGUUCACUUGGCAUAUGAUCUAGCCAACAUGCUAGCCAUGCUUAACACAGCCGUGAACUUUUUCCUCUACUGCUUCGUAAGUAAACGCUUCAGGGGGGUUGUGAAGGAUGUGUUGCUUAUACGAGGGGCAGUGCUUCAACCUCAAAGACCCUGCCAUCAAAGACAGGCUUCUGCUAAUGCCUCGAACUCAUCUCUGUCCAGUGGUGCCAUGCGCUCUCACAGACAUGCCAAUAUUGCUUGGGACUGUCCUUAAUUCACACUCAUAUCACUCUAUAUGCAACGCAAUAAACUAAAUCAAUUACUGGGUAUUAAUGGUUAUAAGAUGCCAACAAUGAGUAAAUAUUCUCUGAUGCACAAUUGACAUUUAUUUAAGUUUUAUACAGGGAAUUCUCAAAGUAAUAAAAAAAAUACAACCUCUCGACACUAAAUGAGGGUUUUUAAUAAUACCAUCUGAUAAAAGGUUAAAUUUUUUGAUAACUGAUGAAAUAAUAAACAUAAUGGUGGUCAACUUCAUAUCAGACUAGGACUUUGUAUUGGAUUUGUCUUGGAAUUGUGAUACGACUCACUGUGCU
Messenger RNA from Ictalurus furcatus (blue catfish), 1396 nucleotides. It is a transcript of the gene gpr142, whose product is annotated as G protein-coupled receptor 142. Gene Ontology annotation, cellular component: membrane. Gene Ontology annotation, biological process: G protein-coupled receptor signaling pathway. Lineage: Eukaryota; Metazoa; Chordata; Actinopteri; Siluriformes; Ictaluridae. The record is from RefSeq and is a predicted model, not a curated record. Gene Ontology annotation, molecular function: G protein-coupled receptor activity. The coding region runs from base 1 to 1077 and encodes 358 amino acids. The transcript is spliced from 2 exons.